AUGGCAGGCUACAUUGACUACUCCAAGACGACCAAGUCCAAGGGCUACCGGGGCUCUGGGUCAUUUGCGACGUUUAUGAUUAUCGGGCCGACGUGCUUCUUCCUCGGCAUCCUGUUCGCGUCGUUCCCGUACGACUUCCCGCUGCUGUGGUCCAAGGCGCCCGUGUCGGCCGACUACUACGACCAGCUCGAGACGCACCUCAAGUGGAUGCACCAGAGCCCGCCGCUCAUCGGGCGCAUCCUCAACAUCAUGGUGACGGUGGGCUUCGGCGGGCUCUUCAUCAAGCUGUUCCGCCCGAGCGAGGCCAACUUCCUCUUCGACGGCGCCUCGCUCAUCCUCUACACCAUCGGCGUCGCCGUCUACGUGUCCAACAUCGUCAAGGGCCUGCGCGCCGUCAGCUCCGGGCUCUGGCACAGCGACGAGUUCAAGAACACCAAGCCCCGCUUCGAGGGCGAGUUCAUCCUCGGCCGCGAGGACAGCCUCAAGGUCCUGGCCGCCAGCAACACCAUCCUCGCGCUCGUCCUCAUCGGCGUCCUCGUCCUCCAGGCCGGGCAGUGGUACGCCGAGAAGCGCGACUCGGACGACGAGGCCGCGGCCGAGGCGGCGGAGAAGAGGGAGCCGUCGCCCGGCACCAAGGCCGCGUCCAAGAAGAAGCAGUAA
This is a messenger RNA of Purpureocillium lilacinum, 660 nucleotides long. RefSeq lists its product as uncharacterized. Gene Ontology annotation, biological process: endoplasmic reticulum to Golgi vesicle-mediated transport. Gene Ontology annotation, cellular component: endoplasmic reticulum membrane. Lineage: Eukaryota; Fungi; Ascomycota; Sordariomycetes; Hypocreales; Ophiocordycipitaceae. The record is from RefSeq and is a predicted model, not a curated record.